AUGGCGGCGCUGGACCGGGGCCUGGCCGAGCUGGUGUCGGGCUGCGCGGUGCGGGCCGGCGGUGCGGGCCUGGGCCUGGGCGUGGGCGGGGUCUCGGCGCGAGGGCGGGCUGGGCCGGGGGCUGCGCGCUGGGGGGCCCCGCCGGCCCCCGCCCCGCCGCCCCGCAGCCCCGGACCCGCAGGAGCGGGCCUGGCGGCCGCCGCGGCCCCCUCCGCCGCCCUGGAUGCUUCGCGGGCCCCCGCGGGCGGGGGCCACCCUCGUGCCUCUCUCUUCUGCAGGAGGAAGCACAGGAUGGACGCCGAGCCCGAGGGCUGUCCUGCAAGCAAGAAGCGGCCCGCUGAAGCAGAGCUCUGCCCCCCGACUCCCGCCCUGGAGCAGUGGAUGCUCUGCGCGGGCCAGACGCCUCACCAGUGCCCCAGCGGCCUUCCUCGCGCACCUGGCCCGCUCGAAAUCCCCUGCGAAGAGAUGGAGCAAGCAGCGGGUGAGCAGCAGUGCGAGGCUGCCCGCAGGAAGCUUCAGGAGAUCGAGGCCAGGAUAACUGAUGAAGAUGAAGACGAAGAUGGGCUGGUGGAGGCGCCUCUCAGCAAUUUGCCCACCCUUGUCCUGUCCGACACACUUAAAACAGGACUGAAGAGGGAUUACACUGGAGACCUGACAAAGAAAAUAGUAGAGUCCAUGAGUCGUCCCUCCAUGGAGCUAGUAGUCUGGAAGCCUCUCCCUGAAUUCCUCACCAAAAAAGCAAAGGCUGUUUCUGUUAAAAACUACAAGCUGACGGCAGAAAGGUGCCCUGCAAAACCAGCAACCCUUGGAGCUGCUUUCUGCCUGCAGACAGGAAAGUUCUCUGAGCUGCAGCCAACAGAGAUGCCUUCCGCUUUCUACAGCGCCGUGGAACCUCCUACUGGGUGCUCAGAAGAGGAGAUGGAGUUGUAG
Molecule: messenger RNA, 930 nt
Organism: Euleptes europaea (tarantolino)
Lineage: Eukaryota; Metazoa; Chordata; Lepidosauria; Squamata; Sphaerodactylidae
Gene: CCDC117
Product: coiled-coil domain containing 117
Exons: 5
Coding region: 1-930 (309 amino acids)
Source: RefSeq, a predicted model, not a curated record